Molecule: messenger RNA, 507 nt
Organism: Zasmidium cellare ATCC 36951
Lineage: Eukaryota; Fungi; Ascomycota; Dothideomycetes; Mycosphaerellales; Mycosphaerellaceae
Exons: 3
Coding region: 1-507 (168 amino acids)
Source: RefSeq, a predicted model, not a curated record
AUGAGCAAGAGCUUGCCUCGACCGCCGCUACAAGGAACGACACCUCCUGAUCAGAUACACACUCGGCUCGAGCUCAUGGUCAAGAUGGUGUCCAUGGGGAAGACAUCCGAAUGCAUCGGUCGCCAUCGCCACGUCGUGAAACGCAUCCUUCAGAAUCGGUCAAAGCCCGUCAGAGCUUUUUGGCGAGCAGCAAAUGCCAUGUCUCUAAGCUUUCCUCUUCGCAUCGGUGCCGCACUAAUACGAACGCCAUUUACAGUAGAUAAGCAUUCGACAACAGCUUCAUCAUGGGGACACUCGCAGAUUCGCAAGGCUGUCGAUGGUUUCGACUCUACGACUUGCUCGAGUGAAGCGCCUGCGUUCGCCUUUCACGACCUGGAACCAUCGCUGCCGGAAGACGGGAGCGCUGAGCUAUCCAUCGUCAAUGUUCACGAUAGCGACAUCUCGGGAUACGACGGCCAACACGGCGCAGAUCCCUCGAUAGAGCCGCAUCAGGAUGCAGCUACAUGA